Messenger RNA from Knipowitschia caucasica, 948 nucleotides. The record is from the annotation of a GenBank genome assembly. Lineage: Eukaryota; Metazoa; Chordata; Actinopteri; Gobiiformes; Gobiidae.
AUGGGCACGGCUGGUUUCCUGGUGCUGCUGCUGAGUUCCUCUUUUCUCUUUGAGGGGAAUUGUUUGGAUGAUUCUGGACAAAAGUCUGAGUCUUCUGAGCUCUGUCCGUCUGACAUUGAGUCAGUGCUGAGACAGAUGAGCGCUGCUCUGUCUGCACAGCAGGUGGAGAUCAGACAUCUGCAGGAGGGGAUCAGACAUCUGCAGGAGGAGAACAAACAUCUGCUGCUGGAGAACCAGGCCACGAGGACAGAAGUGGUCUCCCUCCAAACAGAAGUAGUCUCCCUCCAAACAGAAGUGGUCUCCCUCCAAACAGAAGUGGUCUCCCUCCAAACAGAAGUGGUCUCCCUCCAAACAGAAGUGGUCUCCCUCCAAACAGAAGUGGACUCCCUCCAAACAGAAGUGGUCUCCCUCCAAACAGAAGUGGACUCCCUCCAAAACAACGACAAAGCUCAAGAGGCUGCACUGGAGCGUCUGCAGACCAGCUCCUCUGUCACUGAACACAAAGUGGAAGCUCUGACUCACGACAAAACAGUGAGGCAGGUGGCCUUCUCUACAGCUCUGGUAGAGUCUGGAGGAGGUCAGUGGUUUGGUCCUUAUAGCACUGACACUACACUGGUCUACAAACAUGUGGUCACCAACACUGGGAACGCCUACAACCCACACACAGGGAUCUUCACAGCCCCAGUCAGAGGAGUGUACCACUUCCAUCUUCAUAUUUUUGAAGACUUUGGAAGUUACUCUUCAAGAGUUUCUCUGGUGAAGAAUGGAUCUAAGAUGGUUAUAGCUAACGAGUACGACUCUUCAGGGAACGGCUCCGCGUCCAACUCCAUGUCUGUGCUGCUGGAGGCGGGAGAUGUGGUUUAUGCGGUUCUCUGGAGCAGCUAUCGUAUUUACGACAACACUAAUCACUUCAACACGUUCAGUGGUCACCUGCUGUUCACCGUCUGA